Messenger RNA from Limulus polyphemus (Atlantic horseshoe crab), 2207 nucleotides. RefSeq lists its product as uncharacterized. Gene Ontology annotation, molecular function: cysteine-type peptidase activity. Gene Ontology annotation, cellular component: lysosome. Gene Ontology annotation, biological process: proteolysis. The transcript has 11 exons. NCBI's taxonomy places the organism in Eukaryota, Metazoa, Arthropoda, Merostomata, Xiphosura, Limulidae. The coding region runs from base 16 to 1155 and encodes 379 amino acids. The record is from RefSeq and is a predicted model, not a curated record.
UUUAAAAUUCCGUUAAUGUUUCUUUUCUCCACAUUAUUUAGUAUUCUGUUAAUUCUUGUUAAGAAGUUAGCACACAGGAUCACAUACAAAAGCUACUGUUAUGAAGGAAGUGAAAGCUACACCGUGGGACAGAAGAUUAAGAAGAAUUGUAACACGUGUGAAUGUCGUAAAACGGCCCCCAAGAAGUUUGAAUUUGUGUGCGAAAAUAAACCAUGUCUCAUUCAGCCGAAACUCAAUGAUGUAAUUAAUCGAGGGAAUUAUGGAUGGCGGGCCGCUAACUACUCCUUCUUUUGGGGCCGGACACUCGAAUAUGGAAUCCGUUAUCGUUUAGGGACAUUUAAACCAUACCGUGAGACGAUGCACAUGAACGAGAUUCGAACGGUGGAUCGUCGACCCUUGCCAGAAAGCUUCGACUCCCGUCGACGGUGGCCAAGAAUGAUUCAAGAAAUUAGGGAUCAGGGAGAGUGUGGGUCAUCUUGGGCCUUUUCAAGCUCAGCAUUAGCUUCUGAUCGUAGAGCCAUCCAGUCGAGAGGACGAGAAAGAAUAACAUUGUCUCCUCAGCAUCUUAUUUCUUGCAACACCAGAGGGCAGCAAGGUUGUGAAGGAGGCCAUAUAGACAGAGCUUGGUGGUUUUUACGAAACCAGGGGCUUACGUCAGACCAGUGCUAUCCUUACACAAGUGGACACUCGGGUCACAAAGGACACUGCAGAAUUCCUCGUGGACGACAUAAACGUUUCCGGUGUCCAUCUGGUAUACAGGACGAACAGUACAGAUCAACCCCUCCUUAUCGGGUUGGUCCAUCGGAGGAAGAUAUCAUGCACGAGAUCUAUAACAACGGUCCAGUCCAAGCAACCUUCCGUGUAAUGCAGGAUUUCUUCAGCUAUAGUAGCGGCAUCUAUCGGAAGCUACCAGUAACUAAUACAAAUCCCACUAAUCAAGGAUGGCACUCCGUACGAAUCAUAGGGUGGGGCGUGGAAAAGUCAGGGGGGAGACAGAAGAAGUACUGGGUCUGUGCUAACUCUUGGGGAACCGGCUGGGGCGAAGAUGGCUACUUCCGAAUUAACAGAGGUCAGAAUGAAUGUGACAUAGAAACCUUUAUUGUUGGAGUGUGGGCGAAAAGAAACCACCUGAGAAGAACUAGGAGGCGUUUUUAAUAUCUCAGAAAACAGCUCCCCCCCCCCCUUGUAUAAACUUAUAUAAAAUGAAACUAAUUUACUAAAGGGAGUGGCAGUUGAAAAAGGCUUAGGUGAAUGUUUACUGACAGUAAUAACAAAAAAUAAACGGUUUUUGAUUUUUUACCUCGCUUAAUUUGUUUUUUAAAUGAAAAUAUAAGUAAUGUGAGAAAUAUAGUACAGAUGUCGCUAUUAUUUUAUGUGCUAUCCUGCUAUAAAGGUCAGAGUUCGUGUUCUUUAUAAUUUUACAACUGAAGAUGUUGUGAUAGCCGGCUCACAGUCUGGUGAAUAACUGCUUUUUUUUUAUCUUAAUGGAAAAGGAAUCUAGCAUUCUAAGGCGGAUUUUUAUUUUUUGUUCUACCCUAUGUAUAUGUAAAGCCACUUACCAGUGUUAACUGUUUCCAGAUUUUAAUAAUAUUUGACUUUUUUAAUAAAAAAACCUAACAUGAAUGAAAAAUUCACCGAUGGACUAUUAUGUUACGUGUUAACAUUCACUUCUAAUAACAACAAGUGAAUAAUAUUCUAAAGUUAGCGAUUUGUAUUUGACUGUGUAAUGAAGCUCAAACAAAUGGUCAUCUUUCUCUUUCUGUAUAACAAAAUUCAAUAAUAAUCAGAACUUAAUUUCUUAAAAUCAUGCAAAUAUGAUGACGUAUUAGAAUCACCAUUCGUGUUUACAAUAUUUUUUAAACAGGGAUUUAUAAAAAAAAUAUUGUUUUUGGUUGCAUCAUUGUUAAAGCAAAUUAACUUUUUUUUUCGAUGGCUAAUAUUCGAAAUAUUUCUUUGCAAUUAGAACAGUUAUUGUAUUCAACGGUUUCUUUGUCAUUUGGAUUUUUUUUUCUCUCUCUCUCUUCAAUUUUUAGUAGCUUAAACUUGGAAAAGUAAUUAUCAUUAAUAAUCUUUAAUUGAAUAGAAAGUGUAAUAUUAGUUUAUUAAUUUUUACGUGCGUUUAUAAAGGCACAAUUUUUAAAGAAUGUUGAAUUCAUUUUGUGUACUGCCAAUGGAAUCAUAUUAAUUAUUAAAGUUGUCUUUGUUUA